Messenger RNA from Mauremys reevesii (Reeves's turtle), 2285 nucleotides. It is a transcript of the gene SYNC, whose product is annotated as syncoilin, intermediate filament protein. The record is from RefSeq and is a predicted model, not a curated record. The transcript is spliced from 4 exons. Gene Ontology annotation, cellular component: intermediate filament. NCBI's taxonomy places the organism in Eukaryota, Metazoa, Chordata, Testudines, Geoemydidae. Bases 276 to 1727 code for a protein of 483 amino acids.
CAGACAGCUGCCUCUCUGGCUGGACCGGGAUGGUAAGGGUAUUGUGCCAGUCAGGGAGGAGGGCCCAAUAAGGACAGGGAAGGGGCGGGCGUAAGGCUGCACAAAGAAAACCAUCACUUCAAAAUCCUUCUAAAAAUCAAAGGAGCACAGCAACCCAGAGCUUGUGCUCAGUCUUGAACAGGGUAACUCUAGCCACCACCUUCCCUGGAAAAUGCCUCCCAGGAUGGGCAUGUUUUAGAUGCAGGCUCCCGAGUCCCAGAAGUUGAAGGCAGGUUAUGGGCUGGAAGGACCCAACCUCAUUUGCUGUAACUUGCCGCCUGCUAAAAAUGAUCUGGAGCAAGGAGCCAGCUCUCCCUUUCUCCGCCCUCCUCCUCCUCCCUGACCACACUGGGAGGGAUCCAGUGUCAGCCUGCAGCUGGCAUUGCAGCUGGCUUCCAGGCAAAGAAAGGGAGAUUGCUGCUUGGAGGCCAGGGGGUCUGGUUUCUAACACUUUAUUAAUAGCAAAUACACACUCCUAUGCUACGCCCACAUCCAGUCCAGAACACGAGGAACUGGGCUCCUGGAGAGAAAGGGACCUGAUGGCAGAUUCAGAACCCCCUUUGGAGCUGCACAUAGACGAUUCAGGUACAUGCUUAGAGCUCGAGGGAGAUGCUACAGAUGCCCUGUUGGAGCCUGAAGUGGCACAUACCCCCUUGGAGCUACAUAUGGAUGUCACAAAUGCCCCGCUGGAGCUGAACAACACAGACGCACCCUUGGAGCAGCAUGUGGAUGGUGCAGAUGCUCCCUUGGACUUAGAUGUUGCGGAGUCCCAGACUCUGAGCAUUGAGGAGCUGGGAGAGCAUUUCCAGGAAUGCAUUGAAGCUGUGGAGCAGCUGGAGAAGGAGAGGGAUAGCCUCAUCCAGGAACUCACGCUGCUCCGGGAACCUGCCCUUCAAGAAAUCAGACAAGCUCAUGAGGAGAUACUGGCAGCCUACAGACUGCAGGCCAAAAUGGAGCUGGAGCGGGACAAUCUGAGAAACGAGAUCCGACAAGUCAAGCAGAAGCUAUUCAAGGUGACCAGAGAGUGUGUGGCUUGCCAGUACCAGCUGGAAACCAGACGGCAUGACAUGGCCCAGUAUGCUGUCUAUCGGGCUGAACUGGAAACCAGGGUCAGCCAGCUUUCAGAGGAAAUAUCGCAGCUGAGAGAGACUUGUGAAAAGCAGAAGGAACAGUUCAGGCAGCGGCUGGAGAUGCCCCACUACCGAGGGGACAGCCAUUACUUGCAGGAAAGCCGAAGGCUUUCCAUGGAGUUCGAGAGCUUUGUGGCAGAGAGCCGCCAGGGCCUGGAGAAACACUACGAGCCGCAGCUCAUUUACCUUUUAGAAAGGAGAGAAGCCAGUGCUAAGGCUUUGCAACAAACACAGGGAGAGAUUCAGGGGCUGAAGGAGACACUGAGACCACUGCAGGGAGAGGCCAGCAGGCUGAGGCUGCAAAACAGAAAUCUGGAAGAACAGAUCGUGCUCAUUAAGCAAAAACGGGACGAAGAAGUUCUCCAGUACAGGGAACAGGUGGAAGAGAUGGAAGAGAGGCUAAGGGAGCUGAAAAAUGAGGUCCAACUUCAGCAACGUAAGAACCAAGAGUUGGAAGAGCUGAGGACCAGCCUGCACCAGGAGCUAUCUAUUUACAAGGGCUGCUUAGAAAUCUAUGGUAAUCUUUGCAACUCAGAAGAGAAAGUCGAUCAAGACUGAUUCAUGGACUUCUUAUUCUAUCAGAAAAUAAAUGCAGAGGCACUAAAUGAGAAGGACUGAGGUAUCUGCAGUGAACACUUACAUUUCCCUCUCUCUGCUCACCCCUCCUAAAUAAGACAUAGCAGCUAUUUAAAAUCAGGAAGACUAGACAAUCAUUUGCUUGUUUAUAUUUCUUGAGGUGCUGCUCUGUUGAUCUUCUAGCAUGGUAAAAAGAAUGAAGCUGCUGUCCUCCAGGAGAGCACAGAAAAGUACACUUGCACUAAUUGACGAACAUAUAAAGAGGAACGAGAGAUGUAUGUUUUGCUGUGUAUUUGGAAAGCAUAUCUGAUCUUGCUUUGUAGGUGGACUGUAUAAGCCUACACAGAAAGGGUCCUAUCGAAAGGCAAUUUUUUUGUUUCGAAGAACACACUUCAAAGGACUACUGUUGUUGCACGGUAAACAGGACGGUUUCUUUUGUAGCACAAAAGAUGAUGGUUGUAUUGUGACAUGUUCUAGUAGGGUCCAUAAACUAAGUUCCCAUAUAAAUGGUUUCCACUUUAUAUAAAAAUUUCACCUUGA